Epinephelus moara (kelp grouper) is the source of this 6377-nucleotide messenger RNA. It is a transcript of the gene fyco1a, whose product is annotated as FYVE and coiled-coil domain autophagy adaptor 1a. Gene Ontology annotation, cellular component: lysosome; late endosome; autophagosome. The record is from RefSeq and is a predicted model, not a curated record. Gene Ontology annotation, molecular function: metal ion binding. Gene Ontology annotation, biological process: positive regulation of autophagosome maturation; plus-end-directed vesicle transport along microtubule. The coding region runs from base 125 to 4660 and encodes 1511 amino acids. The transcript is spliced from 18 exons. Lineage: Eukaryota; Metazoa; Chordata; Actinopteri; Perciformes; Serranidae.
CACUUUAAACAAGUUUGUAUGCAUACAUAAACGAUUUGGAUUGUUAUGGACUUGAGUCAUAUCUGUAAAACAGACUGGAUGUGACCCUGUGACCCCUGGUUGCCAGGGAGAGAGCGGUGGGGCCAUGGCUGCUGGGGCUUCGGUCGGGGAGAGCCAACUCCAGAGGAUUAUCCGAGAUCUGCAUGAGGCUGUUGCAGAGCUUGCAAAGGAGUACAGAGAAAGUGGAGAGCCAAUCACAGAUGACAGUACCAACCUGCACAAAUUCUCCUACAAACUGGAGUACCUGCUACAGUUUGAUCAGAAGGAGAAGACGACAUUUCUCGGUACAAAGAAGGACUAUUGGGAAUACUUCACUGAAUGUCUGGCUAAAAUCAAGGGUGCCAAUGAUGGUAUCCGCUUUGUCAAAUCCAUCACUGAGCUCAAGACAUCUCUGGGGAAAGGACGAGCAUUUAUCCGAUACUCCCUCGUACAUCAGCGACUGGCUGACACCCUGCAGCAGUGUCUGAUGAACCAGAGAGUCACCAGUGACUGGUACUAUGCAAGAAGCCCCUUCUUGAAGCCCCACCUUAGUGUUGACAUAAUCAGUCACCUGUACGAACUCAAUGAGGUCCAGUUUGAUGUGGCUUCCAGAGGUCAUGAUCUUGAUGCAUCUUGGCCCACUUUUGCAAGGAGGACACUGGGAAACUCACCUGGCCACAUGUGGAAACCACCCAGUCGCAGUUCCAGUAUUAACAGUCUGGCCAGCACCUACUCCCAGCAAGCACAUGAGUUCCCCGCCAGCCCUGACUAUGGUCAGGGUCUGCUGAAUGACCUGAACGAGUCUCUGCCUCCCUGCACCGAAGAUGUCAGCACAGUUGAAGACCUUCGCCUGGAGCUGGACCAGUCAGAGCUGAAGCAGCGAGAGCUCCUAGAUAAGGUGCAGCAGAUGGGCGAUGAGGCUGCUGAGCUCAGGGGUGUAGUGGUGCAGCUACAGAGGCAGCUUGAUAUGUCCCUUGCAGCCCAAGAGAAGCAACAAGGCUUACAGGGAGAUCUCAAGACUCUGCAGGAAAGAGAAGGCGCCCUGUCCAGAGAGGUGGAGGCACUCAGGACUGGGGAAAAAGCCAGGGAGGCUGAACAACAGCUGCUUCAGGAAAAGCUGGCAACCGCUGAGGGGAAGAACAUAGAGCUCCUGGCCAAGUUGGACGGGGUUCUAAAUGAAAAGGGCCAGCAGGCAGCCAGUUACUUUGAUUCAGCUCAAAAGAUACACGAGCUGCUGGACAGAUUGAAAGAGGCAGAGAGGGGAAAGAUGGAAGCGGUAGCUGAGGCAGAGGAGAAGAAGAGAGAGGCAGAGAGGCUAGAGGACGAGCUGAGAGUCAAGGAGGCAGCUGCAAAGCAAGGUGAAACAAAACUUGAAGCAUUAGUUACAUCUGCGUCUGAGGAGAAGGCCAAGUUGGAGACAAAAGUGGAGGAACAGUGCAGUGCCCUUGAUAAGCUGCAGGGGGCCUUGACAGUGAGAGAGAAGGAGGCGAGCAACCUACAGAGGCAACUGCAAGACCUCCAAAGAUCUCUAGAGGACAAGGAGAAAGAGGUGGAAGAGAUAAAGAGGAGGGCUCAACAAGAUAAAGAUGAAAUGCAGAAGAAUGUUGGUAGUUUAAAAGAGUCUUUAGAAGCAGAAGUCACUGCCAUUAAGGAGCAGCUCGAGAGGAAAGAGGCAGAGCUUGCCUCCAGCUGCGAGACACUACAACAGCUAGAAGCCAAGAACCAAAGCCUAAACACAGAGAGGGACAAACUGACCACUAACCUUGUGGAGCUGGAGGGUAACGUCAAAGAACAAGCCACAAAGAUAGAAGACUACAAGACGCAGUGCGCCAAUCUAAUGGAGCUGAAUAAGAAGCUGCUGACCACGGUGAAGAGAAACGAGGAGGUGAAGAAGGAGAUGGCAGAAAACAGAACAGCGCUUGAAGCUGAAUUAGCAGCUCUAAGAGCUUCUGAGAAACAGCUUCGCGGCCAGCUGGAUGAUACCAAGAUGACGGUGGAUGAAAAAGAGAAGAACUUGCGUGAGGAGAAUCGCAAGCUGGAUGAGAGUCUGCAGCGGGCCACGAUGGCAGCAACAGUCUCAGAGGCAACUUCAAAGCGUUUGGAGCAGGAGAACCAAAGUCUUAGAGAGGAGCAGGACACUGUGAAAGCAGCUCUUAGCCGCAUGCAAGCUGACCUGAAGAGUGUUCACGGCCAGAUCGGAGAGUUGGAGAAGAACUUAGGAGCCUCUCGCAAGAAUGAAGCAAGCCUUCAAGAGCAGCUCCAAGCCAAAGAGGCCCAGCUAGAGAGUAAAGAGAAGAACCUUGUUGAGCUGGAGUCCAGGUUAAAAGAUCUGGAGGCCAGGGAGAAGGAGCUUGAGAUUGCCAAAGCUGAUGCAGAGUCAACUUGUGCUAAACAGACAGAAGUGAUUGAGAGGGUUACCUCUGAGAAACAGGUGAUGGAGAAAUCUCAGCUGGAGAGGAGCGCGGCUCAAGCAAAGGAGAACCAGGAAGUGACAGGCAAACUUGAAGGCCAGUUAGAGGUGUGCAUGAAAGAAGUGUCCAGGCUCCAAGCAGAGAUCCUCGACCUCAGGGUGCGGGUACAGAGGUCUGAGGAGGAAAAGUUAAGAGCACAAGCACAGCUGGAGGUGAUGGAGACCCAAAGAGAUGAGCUCAGGACUCUGACUGAGCAGCUGAAAGCCCAGACAGAGGCACUGAAUCAGAGGCAUGUAACAGAGCUUAUGGAGUGCAAGAAGAAAGAAGAGGCUCUGACUGAACAGCGUGAUAGAGAGGUAGCCGCCCAUGCCGAGUUGUCCAUCUCUGCUGCGGCCAUCCGAGAAGAGCUGUCCACCCUCAAGGCAGAACAUAGCAGGCUAGUCUCAGAGAACAAUGAGACACGCGAGGGUCUACACAGGGCAAACACAGAGAUGGCAGAGCUUGGGAUGACCAUCUGUAAGUUAGGUGCAGAGAAGCAGGAGGCCAGAGAGCACUGGGAAAAGGAUGCUACCAGGAUUGAAGAGAUGGAGAAAGAGGUGGAGCGGCUAGGAGAAAGCAUGGCAGAGCUACAGCUGGAGAAUACCAAACUAAGGGAGGAGCUGCUACAGAAGGAGAAACUUCCAGAGACUGUCUUGGAGCUCCAGGAACAGCUGGACAAGACCAGGAACCAAAUGCAGAGUGUCAGGGUCUCUAGCCGAGAGGAGGCAGAGGCCGUCAAGUUCCAAAUGAGCUCGGAGAGCAUGACUCACCAGGUCCAGAUGAAGAGCGUCAAUGACCAGCUGAACAAGGUGAAGGCCCAGCUGCAGGAGGAGCUGAAGAAUGUGUCCAGCUUGCAGGCUAAAGUCUCUGAACUAGAGGCUGUGAAUGAGCACUACUUGCAGCUAACCGGGGAGAAGAAUGCUUACAUCACAGACACCGAAAAAAACAUUCGUGAGAGUGAGAGCGAGAUUCAGCAACUGAGAGAUGCAGUAGCGAGUGCUGAAGAAGCACACUCGUCUGUGCAAAAGCUCUGUGAAGAACUGAAGCAGAAACUCGACACAAUGCAAGCUGAAAAAGAAAGCCAGUACCUGAAGAUGACUGCAGAGAUCGAUGACCUCAACAGAACCAAGACCAACCUUGAAGAGCGGCUCAUCGAGCUUAUAAGGGACAAAGAUGCUCUGUGGCAGAAAUCAGACGCUCUAGAGUUUGAGCAGAAGCUGCGAGCAGAGGAACAAUGGUGGUUGGUGGAUAAGGAGGCCACGCACUGCCUUGGCUGCCAGGGCCAGUUCACCUGGUGGCUGCGCAGACAUCACUGCAGGCUCUGUGGUCGCAUCUUCUGCUAUUACUGCAGCAACAACUUUGCGAUGACUAAGCACAGUGGGAAGAAGGAGCGCUGCUGCAGGGACUGUUACACCCAACACAGCGCAGUGGUGGAGAGGUUCACAGAGGCAGAGCUGAGUCCCUCAGACAUUCAGCCUCCUCCACCAGGAGUUGGACCUCAGCCACCUCCUGAACCAGCCCCGUAUAAACCCACUCCCAGGGUAACAGUUUCAGAACCCAGCAACAGAUCUGAAGACGGAGCUUUUGACAUAAUCACAGAAGAGGAAGUGAAUGGAGUCUACGACAGCGACACCACCUCGCAGACCACAGGAGGCUCCCUGGAGGGAGAGCAAGAGCGACGGCCUCCAGGAUCACUGGAUAUAGGCACGGGAGAUGUGACCCCUGAUGACCCUGAGGAGCAUGUUCCCACUGUUCAGGAUUCAGAAAUCAACCUUCUGAAAUCAGGAGAAGUCACGAUGGCUGUCCCUCUCAGCAUUGAUGAUAUUUCUCACUUUGGCGACGGUUCCAGAGAGCUCUUCAUCAAGUCCAGCUGUUACAGUGUGAUAACCGUGGCUGUGGGUGACUGCGGGCUAACCAUCAGCUGGGUGUUUUCCUCAGAGCCCAAGAGCAUCUCCUUUAGUGUGGUUUACAGGGAAUCCACUGACACGACUGUGGAACAGUCAAAGGUACUGAUUCCUCUGACUCGCUGCAAUUCCCACAAAGAGACAAUUCAGGGACAGCUGAAAGUCCGAAACCCCGGCCUCUACACACUCGUCUUUGACAACUCCUUCUCACGGUUUAUCUCCAAGAAAGUCUUCUACCAUCUGACCAUGGAGAGGCCCAUAAUCUACGAUGGAAGCGAUUUUCCCUGAAGCCGGAUGACUCCCACAGAGGCAUCAGCAUGAUGUCACAAAGACAUCAGCAUGAUGUCCUUGUGGCAGCUGAAGGGAGACUGAAGAUAUGGCAAAUUCACUGACUUUUUUUUUUUUUUUUUUGAUCUUUUCUUCCCAGAAACCUGUUUUUACCCAAGUAUUUUUUGUUUCUAUUUGUUUUUUGGUGUUAUUUAAUGUCUCGAGGUGUGCUCAUGGUUUCACUGUGGCCUAAAUGAAGUGUUGUCAACAGGAUGAAAAAGGUUUUUAGAAAGAAACACAUUUAUUUAAGUUUUAUUGUGUUUUUUAAAUAUACACCAAGUAAUACACGUACUUUACUUCAGUUAGGUUUAAUUUAGAAAGCUCAGUUUAGAUAUUGUGUGAUUUUGUUAUUCCUUUUUAAAAGAUUUUCAGUCUUAGUUUAGCUUUGACCUCCCUUUUCCAAAGUAUGCUAUUACGUUAGGGACAAGUAUUUAUUUGCAAAAUUUGUCUUUUAAGAGUUUUAUGAUUUACUAAAUCUCGGUCAGUCGUGCAAUCUUUUAAAUCAGAGCUUUCAAACCUUUGAAGCAGAAAAGUGCAGAUUUGAAUUCGCUCCCAGCUUGUUAAUGAACUGACUUGUCUGUGCACUAUGUUUGCACUUUGCCAGCACAGGAAGGAAAACAGGCAGGAACUUGUAACUGGUUUCUGUUUGAUGACAAAGCAAAUGAACUUUGUGCAAAUCUCAGGAGUGGGACUUAAAAUUGUCCUCCAGUGGUAGCAUGUCCUAAUUUUUAUGUUUUUGGAAAACUAAAAAAAUAAGAGCAAAGUAAAACUGCCGUCUUACUUUCUGUGGAAGGAAACUACGAUACAAACCAGCUUUCUUUGUUCAGGUCAUAGAAUCUAAUGAAGCAGAGGGCCUGUACGUACACAGGCUGACUUGUGUCAUCACAUUGACAUUUACUCAAAGUAUAUUAACGACUGAGCUACUGUGCUUCAAGUGCCUAUAAACUGAUUGCCAGGGAUUAGUUUGCUUUUGUAUCCGUAUAUUUUACUCCUUGUUAUCCGCACAGAUCAUGACACUUGGUUUGAGUUGUUACUUUUCUGUAAAACUUAAUUCCAGUGGCAUUUAAAUCACAUUAUGCACAAUAUCACAUGUUUCAGUUAUAGCAGUUGAAAUGAUUUUUCAGUUUGGGUUUCAUUUGAAUCUCUGGAAACUUUUUGUUAUAUGUUUAGUUAACUUUUAGCACUGUGCUCUCAGUGAUCACAUGGGAGUUGAAUUUUGUGCUGUUUUUUCUAUAUAUAGCAAAGCAAUAAGGAAAAAAACGGGCUUGCUCACUUUGGACACAACCAGACACUACUUAAUGAAACAAGGGCUUAUUAUCUCUGUGCUGCUUUUAUAGAGAUCUGUGUGUGCGCCUCACAGUCAGAUCUCAUAUUUUUGAUGGGUGUAAAUUGGUGCAAUUUCUAUGCAAAGGCUCAUAUUUUCUCCACAGAGCUGCUUUGUGAUAAUUAUUUUAUAAAUUGUUACAAACAAUAAUAAAUCUGUUAAGUUUACAUUAUCUUUGUAUUCAUGCAGGGACAGAUUUUUCUACUUGCUUGUUUUUUUUUUGAAGGAUAAUUUUGGAGUAGAAUGUGCAUGAAUCAUCACUACAAGCACUCAGUGUAACUUGUAAUGGACCUGUCAAACAGCCAGUAAUCAUGAAUAAAACGUGAGAGUGAUGAUGCCUCCAACUUCCACUAA